Messenger RNA from Aspergillus steynii IBT 23096, 1803 nucleotides. Its product is annotated as UPF0016 domain protein. Lineage: Eukaryota; Fungi; Ascomycota; Eurotiomycetes; Eurotiales; Aspergillaceae. Gene Ontology annotation, biological process: manganese ion transmembrane transport; calcium ion transmembrane transport; Golgi calcium ion homeostasis. The record is from RefSeq and is a predicted model, not a curated record. Gene Ontology annotation, molecular function: calcium ion transmembrane transporter activity; manganese ion transmembrane transporter activity. The transcript has 3 exons. Gene Ontology annotation, cellular component: Golgi apparatus; fungal-type vacuole membrane. Bases 124 to 1686 code for a protein of 520 amino acids.
CGAUUGUCCUUCCUUUCGUCGACUUUCCUUUCGUCUCCUUCAUGGGCCAUCGCCCGUGAUUGACUCUCCUUCAUACUUGACAUUCUCUAUUCUUUGCUGAUCGGCCGACCGUCGCGGCUCACGAUGAAAGUCCAACACCUCUCGCCAUUUGUCCUUUUCCUCCUCCCCGCGCUAUCGACAGCCUUUGCGGACCUUACUCCGGAUAGCAUUGUCCCUCAUCGCCGCGCAGCUCUGGACAGCGACUCCAUACCCCCUGAUUUUGAUGACUAUGCUCCGGUCCGCGCGAACCCCAAGGUCGCAUCAAAAGGAACGCAGGAUGCCCCGGUUGAUGGCAGAGACGGUCGACCUCACGCUGGCCCGUGGGUAGAAACCAAUGCGGAGCGCGAUCGUAAGAAAGCAGGCUCCGUCGUGCCUUCGGAUGCCCCAUCCGAUCCCAAAAUCGCUCAACAUUUGGGCCCGGAUGGAAAUCCAAUCCCAUACUCGAAUGACGGAGUGAUGGACGAUCCGAAUCGGACGGGUCCGAAAGAAGGGACUCGGGGCACAGAGGGCGGAGUGUCGGGGAAAUUGAAGGAUUCAUACUCCUCGGAGAAGACCCCUGAUGCUCCUAAGGAAGCCCCUCCUUUGCCGCAUAGUGAGAAGCCUAAGACUCCUUCUCAGGACAGCACAGAUGAGUACUCCAAGGGUACUGGAGACUCUACCUUGGGAAAGCUGGAGAAACCUGCCGACCUGCCCGAAAAACCGCAUGACAUCCCUCACCCCAAGUCCCCGGCCCCCGUCAGCGAAGAUCCCCUUGGUUUCGAGGCACCCAGCAGCUCUGCCGGUGCCACCCCCGGCGCAGCAGGGUCGGGAGAGCCAGAGAGCGACCCAUUACACUCCCUUCUUUUCUCUUUUACCAUGAUCAUCGUCUCCGAGAUUGGCGAUAAGACAUUCCUGGUCGCAGCCCUGAUGGCCAUGCGUCAUCCGCGCCUGCUCGUCUUCUCCGCUGCGUUCGCCGCAUUGAUCGGCAUGACCGUGCUUUCCGCUAUCCUGGGACAUGCCGUACCGACACUCAUUCCCAAGUCCUUCACCAAGAUUAUGGCCGCCGUCCUCUUCUUCGUAUUUGGGUUGAAGAUGCUGAAGGAGGGUCGCGAGAUGUCGCCCGACGAGGGUGUUGGCGAAGAAAUGAAGGAGGUUGAAAUGGAACUGGAAGAAAAGGAACACCAGCAAAUGCGUAUGAAUCGCCGCCGGUCUUCCGUCACCCCUCACUCUCUUGAAGCCGGUCGCGCUGGAGGACGUCGCAAGUCUCGGUCGUCUGCCCAACGUCUUCCUUCUCCUCCCGAGAGCCUUUCGUCUUCUUCCUCCCGGGAGUCGUCGCCCGCGCCCGGUCGCCGGCUCAACGACGUCUUGGUUGGUGUGAACAAUCUUUUCUCGCUUCUUCUCAGCCCUGCCUGGGUUCAGACUUUUGCCAUGACUUUCCUCGGAGAAUGGGGCGACCGCAGUCAGAUCGCCACGAUCGCCAUGGCUGCCGGUCAGGAUUAUUGGUGGGUCACCGUCGGUGCGAUCACCGGCCAUGGCAUCUGCACCGCUGCGGCGGUCAUUGGCGGAAGUGCCAUCGCUGGCAGAGUCAGCAUGCGCGUUGUAACGCUUGGCGGCGCCGCGGCCUUCUUGGUCUUUGGAGCCAUCUAUCUGAUCGAGGCCCUCUAUUAGCCUCUCUUCCAACUCUUCUAUAGCCUGUUUUAAUAAUCUUGGGUGAUUUUCCUGUAAAAUAUAGAAUUGGGAAGCCAAUAGAGCCAGAUGUAUACAUUAUUGGAGGCUCUUUCCUGA